AUGCCUAUGCUUAUUCACUCGUCGUCCUUGGUAGUCAUUGAAACUUUCGGAAUGGAACCGCUGCCUGUUGACGGUAACAGUCUCGCAUGGCUUCUUAGAGCGAUGUGGAUCCAAAAAGCACUCUCCGACCCCUGUGCACUUCACACUACCCUUUAUGCUGCAUCGGCCCACUUGGAUGCAUUUCGAGGCGUCAAAAAUAAUAAUAUGACGCUAUACCACCACACAGCGGCACUGCAACUGCUCCAGGAGAGAAUAGCGGACCCUGGAGCGGUGUUCAGCGAGUCUCUCAUGGCUUGCAUUGCACCAUUAGUCUUCUUCUCGGCUCUCUUCGGCGACAAAGGAUCAUCCAAUAUGCACAAGAUAGCAUUGAUGCAAAUGAUCAAGGCACAAGGUGGUCUUGAUCAUCUCGCUCUUGGUGGGUUCCUCUCGGGACUUAUAACAGUAUGCGUUCUCACUGAAGCGAUCAUCAUGGACUCCCAACUCGACAUACCUUUCUUAGAUAUUCCUCCCACUCCACUCGCGCCUCCAACAUACUUCACAUCUGCCAUCCUGCGUCGUGCAGCUCAUAGAGAAAGAAGAUACUACAACCUCUCCCGUGCAGCAAUCGAAAUCUUCGAAGAUAUUGAUGUUGUCGCCCGCCUUUUGCCGGACCACCCAAGCGCCAUAGAUCUCCGAGCCAAAUGGGCAGCCAAAACAGAGCACUUGUUGUUGUCUUCAGAUCACCAGCAAAAUCGAGGUAGCAAUGACGACAUAUUUAUCGAGCCGCACGCCGAUGCUAUAACACAGGCUUGCCAGACAGCUGCCUUGAUAUUCUGGUACUUGUUUCUUGACGACGAGUACGUCGCUCCAUUUCGUAUGACUGUUCUGCAGCGUCUCGUUCGAAAGUUACAAUAUGCGAUAUCUAGUGGUAGCAUGGAUACCUGGGUGAGAGUAGCACCCGAAGCACACACUUGGAUAUGUCUACUUGGGACAGCCGCAGCUUUAGAUAUGAACGACCGGGUGUGGUUCAGUCUCAGGCAUGGUCAGCCAGUGAUAUGUAUCGAGGGUAGAGGAGCAUCGGUGUUCUUACAGAGUUGGAGCAUGUAUAGUUGGGCGAAUCGUCGACGGAAUGAGAGGAUGAUGGCGGCCGAAGGGGGGGAUGUUAUCUCGGAGGGAGAACAUGGAUUUGGCAGAGAACAAUACGAAGAGGAGGAAGAGGAGGAAGUGAAGGACGAGAAGGACGAGGAGGAUGAGGUAUACGAGAAAAAAAGUGAAUAA
Molecule: messenger RNA, 1257 nt
Organism: Penicillium nucicola
Lineage: Eukaryota; Fungi; Ascomycota; Eurotiomycetes; Eurotiales; Aspergillaceae
Exons: 4
Coding region: 1-1257 (418 amino acids)
Source: RefSeq, a predicted model, not a curated record